AUGGAGCGCCCGCGCCACCUGGGACUCUGGUUGCUCCUGCUCUCGGCCACCGGCUCCGGGCUCCUCCUCCGCUGGUACUCGGGGUACAGCUCUCGGGCCUUGGAGCCCAGGGACGGCCGGGCCUGCUCCAGCUCCCUGGACCUUGCCCUGCAGCGGCGCCCGCGCUUGCGGCGGCAGUUGAAUCUGUCCAUCCAGGUGCUGCUCUGGGGCGGCCUCUUCACGCAGGAGCUCUGGGACCACCUGAGCCAGCGCGGAGGCCCCUAUGGCUGGCAAGGCCUCUCCCGCGAAACCAUUGCCUCCACCCUGGGUCUUCUGAACGACUCGGAGAGCUCGGAGCUCUUUGCAGUCCCCAAGGGGCGGGGUCCAGGCUGCAUCCGGUGCGCCGUGGUGGGUAACGGGGGCAUCCUGAAUGGUUCGCGCCAGGGCCAGAACAUCGACGCCCAUGACUACGUUUUCAGACUCAACGGUGCAGUGAUUGAAGGCUUCGAGAAGGAUGUGGGCAACAAGACCUCCUUCUACGGCUUCACCGUGAACACAGUGAAGGGCUCCCUCCUGUCCUACAGAGCCCUCGGCUUCACUUCCGUGCCCCAGGGGCAGGCCCUGCGUUAUAUCUUCAUACCUGCAGACAUCCGUGACUACGUGAUGCUGAGAUCAGCCAUCCUGGGAGUGACCGUCCCGGAGGGCCGUGACAGAGGGGACAAUCCUCAGAUCUACUUUGGACCAGACGCGUCUGCCGGUAAAUUCAAGCUACUGCAUCCAGACUUUAUCCACUACGUGACAGAGAGGUUUUUGACACCGAGGUGGAUCCAUAGAACUAUCGGAGAUCAAUACAUGCCCAGUACUGGGGCUCUGGUGUUGCUAACAGCCUUGCACACCUGUGACCAGGUCAGUGCCUACGGGUUCAUUACGAGGAACUACAAGAAAUUUUCGAACCAUUAUUUUGAUCGAAGUAAUAAGGCUUUGGUAUUUUACUUAAACCAUGAUCUGCUUCUUGAGGCUGCUCUGUGGAGGAAGUUGCACAAAGCUGGCAUCAUCUGGCUCUACCAGCGCUGA
Molecule: messenger RNA, 1053 nt
Organism: Choloepus didactylus (southern two-toed sloth)
Lineage: Eukaryota; Metazoa; Chordata; Mammalia; Pilosa; Megalonychidae
Product: alpha-N-acetylgalactosaminide alpha-2,6-sialyltransferase 2-like
Exons: 1
Coding region: 1-1053 (350 amino acids)
Molecular function (GO): sialyltransferase activity
Source: RefSeq, a predicted model, not a curated record